AUGAUGGGGCUUUGUUACUGCUAGAAUCUAGUGUCUUUGCGCAUUUUCUUGUUGAUUGCUCUAGGAAUAAUGAACUUUCAGGCGGCUCUGUUAGUCACACUUGUGGGAAUUGUGGCAUCUGCCCCAAUCUCUGACAAAAUGGACACUAUUGAACAUGCCCACAGUUUAACCAACAAAAUUCUACAAGAUAUUGUUUUAACUCAUGAAGUCUGGGUAGACCAGAAGUCAAUGAUUUUGGGCAACAGAACGACUAUGGAAGAACUGGGCUACUUGAGAGACGAAUUUUUGAAGAUACCCCGUGCCCCAGUUCUUCAGAACAUCUCCACUAUCUCCAGCAUGGAAACCUGCCUUGCAAAAAUAGUAGAAGGACUGCAGCUACAUCUGGAUCUCUUAAAAAAUGUCGGCAAUCAAAUCACACCGACUGAGCAAUACAAAGGUCUUAAAGCAGAUAUUCGAGACCUUCUGCAUCAAAUCAAAAAGUUGCAGAAACAGGCAGGAUUUGACGCAUCAGACAAGCAAUUACAGGCCUCCAUGCAUGAUCCGCCAAGCGAGUACUAUAUCCAGGUGGCGGCCCACAUCACCCUGCAACAACUUCAUGACUUCAGCUCUGACGUCCUCCGCAGUAUCCUCAGUAUUCAAAGUAUGAUGGCACCCUGAGAGAACCCUGACAC
This is a messenger RNA of Labeo rohita (rohu), 671 nucleotides long. RefSeq names its product colony stimulating factor 3 (granulocyte) a (gene csf3a). The transcript has 5 exons. Lineage: Eukaryota; Metazoa; Chordata; Actinopteri; Cypriniformes; Cyprinidae. Gene Ontology annotation, cellular component: extracellular region. Gene Ontology annotation, biological process: neutrophil differentiation; myeloid cell development; macrophage differentiation. Gene Ontology annotation, molecular function: cytokine activity. The record is from RefSeq and is a predicted model, not a curated record.